This is a messenger RNA of Aspergillus eucalypticola CBS 122712, 582 nucleotides long. RefSeq lists its product as uncharacterized. Gene Ontology annotation, molecular function: transmembrane transporter activity. NCBI's taxonomy places the organism in Eukaryota, Fungi, Ascomycota, Eurotiomycetes, Eurotiales, Aspergillaceae. Bases 1 to 582 code for a protein of 193 amino acids. Gene Ontology annotation, cellular component: membrane. The record is from RefSeq and is a predicted model, not a curated record. The transcript is spliced from 3 exons.
AUGGAACAGGACUUUGCAAAGGCAGGAAAAGUAGGUGCUGAUGUCGCGCAUCUUGAAUCUAUUGUCUAUACAGGCUUCUCGGACGAAGAGGCCGCAAUCCUACGUGCGUAUGAAGGAAAACGAGGCAAGCAGGUUAUCAGAAAGAUUGACCGACAUGUUAUCCCUGUUCUCGGAUUGCUUUACCUUUUCUCGCACGUUGGCCGUUCGAAUCUGAGUAAUGCAAAAAUUAAGGGGAUGGGUAGGGACUUGAACCUUGUUGGGAACCAGUACAACAUUGCGAGCAGUCUAUUCUUCGUUCCUUAUAUUAUCUUCGAAGAGAAGCAAUAUCUCGAUCUUCGCUGCCGACAGAGCGGCAAUUGGCCCAGCACCGGAGAAGAAGAUAGAUUCUCCUGGUCAUUGCUGCUCAAUACAAUGCUAGACUGGAAGAUCCUCCUAGGGGCGCUAAUGGGUAUGAUCAACGCCGCCCCUAAUGCGGCAUUUUCCUACACAAUGCCUACAAUCAUCAAAAAGUUGAGCUUCGAAUCGCAGGAUGCGCAGUUACUGACGAUUCCACCAUACUUCUGCGGAGCUGUUUCUAGUUAA